UGGGAGCCGCAGCGCGGAGCGAGCGCCGGGUUCCCCCCGCGAUUCACGGAUCCGGGCCUUCGGCCAGGCCGCGGCGGCCGCCGGUGCCCCGGCCCGGGGCCGUGGCAGAGCGGCGGGGCUCGCCCCGCUGCCGGCGGAGCGGCUGGCGGACCGCCCCAGCUGCGGCUGGGCCCGAGGUCCCCCCGCGGCCGGGCUGUGGGUGCUGAUCGGGACGGGACUUGUCACACCAGCUUGGAUUGGCUUAUUUAUUUACUUAUUUACUUAUUCUUUGCAGCGUGACAAAUUGUUAAGCCUGGUAUAGCCCAAGCUUUUAAAACUGUAAGCCAGGGAAAAAGAACUAGUUUAGUCUGCUUGAAGCCUUUUAUAAGACUUGAAGCCUGUCUUUAUUUUUUAUGCUUCUGCUUUCUUAACACUCGCCUUGCCUUUCCAGGGCAUGGUACAGGCAGGGCAGGCCUCCAGAAACCUGCUGGUCUUAAGCUGCACCAGGGGAGGUUUAGGUUGGACAUUAAGAAGAUUUUUUUUCACGAAAAGGUUAAUUAAGACAUUGGAAUGGGCUGUCCAGGAAGGUGAUGGCGUCAGUAUCCCUGUAGGUGUGUGAGGAAAGACUGGCCAUGGCGCUUAGUGACAUGGUCCUGUUGACAGGGUGGUGUUGAUAGGUUGGAGUUGAUGGUCCCAAAGGAUUUUUCCAACCUAACUGAGUGUGUGGUUCUGCCGUGAGACCAGGGGUGGAGUUCUGUUAAUACCAAGAAUUCAGUACUGGGGCUCCGAUUGCAGGUUGAACUGUUGUGCUGUCUUAAGGCAGGUGUCAGCCCGCUGCAGACUCGCUCCACCGGUUCAGCUUUGUGCAAAAGGUGUUCUCGUGUUAGUCAUGAGGGUUUUUUACCUUGCUGAAUGUAUAUUGGACAACUGUUGACUUGAAAGCUGCUUUUAGGAUGUCUGAAGAUGAGGAGAAAGUUAAACUCCGCCGAAUCGAACCUGCAAUUCAGAAAUUCAUUAAAGUGGCAAUUCCAACAGAUUUGGAAAGGUUAAGAAAACACCAAAUAAAUAUUGAGAAGUAUCAGAGAUGCAGGCUCUGGGACAGAUUGCACGAAGAGCACAUCAAUGCAGGACGAACGGUUCAGCAACUCCGUGCCAAUAUGAGAGAGAUGGAGAAACUCUGUUUGCGAGUCCGGCAGGAAGACAUCCCAGUUCUGCAGAGAAUGAUAAAUCCCAUUAAAGAGGAAGCUUCAAUUGCCAUUAAGGACUUCCUGCAGCUGCAUUCUGAAUCUGCAGAAGAACUUAAAAGGCAGCUCAGAGGACAGGAGGAUGCCUCUUUAACCAGAUCUGCAACUCUAGGACAAGAAACUUUAUAUAACGCGGAAGUGAAGGAUGGCUCCCAAAGUUUGAUCCAGAUCCAUUCCUGCCUUCCGGAAAUACCUCAGGAAGAAAAUGCAGCUGAGUCCUGGGAGAGUUUAGAAGGGGACUUGACUGAGCUCAGCCAGUUGGUGACAGAAUUUUCUGUCUUAGUCUGUUCCCAGCAGGAGAAGAUUGACAGGAUUGAAGACCAUGUCAACAGUGCUGCUGCGAAUGUUGAAGAGGGAACCAAAAACUUGGGGAAGGCUGCAAAAUACAAGCUGGCAGCUCUGCCUGUGGCAGGUGCAGUCAUUGGUGGAGUGGUGGGGGGUCCUAUUGGUCUCCUUGCAGGCUUCAAAGUAGCAGGAAUUGCAGCUGCACUUGGUGGUGGGAUUUUGGGCUUCACAGGUGGAAAAUUGAUACAAAGAAAAAAACAAAAAAUGAUUGAGCAGGUCUCUUCCAGCUGUCCAGAGCUUUCUCACCAAAGUGCCAAAAAAUCCAGCUGAAGUACAGAUUCAUUAUGGCCAGGAACCACAGUGUAGUAGCUGAGCUAAUGACAGACUUGUAGCCUUACUCUUUGUAUACGAGGCUGAGUUGUGUGAAUUUUGAUGACAGUUCUGUUUCUUGGGAGGGCUGAAACAGUCAUGUCAGAAUUUCUCUUUUCAGACACGGUGACAUCAGUCCUUUGAAAAUUAUAUGGAUAACUUUUAAUUACAUAAUUCUUAAGUAAGCUAUAUUCACAGCUGUAAUAAUGGGUGACAGGUGCUUCAUACCAAAUUUGCACAAAGUGUCUUGCAGACAAUGCAAAGAGAUCUUUGGAAAAUCCUAGUGCUUUCCCAUGAAUGUCAUGAGAAGCUGGAGCUUUUAUUGGAGUGCUCCAAAGAAAGGAAAUAAAUGCCAUCAUUCUUUCAUACUUAAUCUAAAUUUACUUUCAUUUAUCUGGAUUCCCAAACUCUUCCUGUGAUUCCCCAGGAUAUGCCUGACUAUGCCUGUUUAAUAGUGCACAGGGAAGCAUGUGGUGUCAUAAGAAAAGGGGAGAAUGUUGGGUGAGCAAAGUGGAAAACAGUUAUGCAUACAUCACAUCUGCCUCCACCAGGCAUAUCAGACCAGCACUGGAAGCAGCUUCUCGCCUUGCCAGGCAAGGCAGUUGUUAAUUUGUAAACUCCCCACCUUCCUAUAAGUGUAGUUAUGAGUUUAACAGUCUGAGAAGCACCCCUGCAGUGCUGCUAUUGGAGGGUAAUAGUUUUCCAUAGCUGUUCAGCUCCUUGGCUUGUCCUCAGAACACCAUAGGGGAUAAAGAGCCAAGCUCUGGCAUUCUGAACCUGCAGCCUCACAUUGCUGAAGCAGCACUUACUGCAGGACGCUGCCUUUGCUUCUCCUGGAGCCCCGUGCGCCCUGGUGGGAGAGCAGAACAGCUUCCCUGGAAGGCAGUGCUGCAGCCAGGCGCACUCCCUCCCCAGGCUGGUGUCCCCCAGGGGUGGUGUGGCCCCAGGUCGGCAGAGAAGCAGCUGGCAGCCCCAGAGGCAGCCCCAGAGGCAGGGACAGGGUCAGAAAUGUCAACCUGAUAACGCUUACAGCCACCCUUGUUUGGGCAGCUGCACUCUUGCAUUGCUCUCCAGUGCCAAAACUUCAGCUUCCACCCACACUGCAGUGUAGCUGCUCAGCCUCUUCAAGAUUUUGGGACAUGCUGUGGAGCCUGUAGGGGUGAGAUGCUGGCAGUGCUUUUGCUUGCUUUUUAUAGUGGACACCUGUUAUCUUACCCUCCUUAUGAAGCCUUUUGCUUCUGGAGCUUCCACUGUUAAAUGCUGAAGUGUAAAUGUGUUGUUUUUGUGAUACAAUUGUACAAUUGUAACAUAAUCUACUGUUCUGAACAUGGUCCUACCUCCACCCUUUCAGGACACUUCCCACACUACUGCUGCUACUGUUUGGGGGAACAGAAAUUGAGGUUGGGAAGCCGCUUAUUAAAGUUUUUAGAUUGGUCAAUUCA
Prinia subflava (tawny-flanked prinia) is the source of this 3319-nucleotide messenger RNA. RefSeq names its product syntaxin 17 (gene STX17). Lineage: Eukaryota; Metazoa; Chordata; Aves; Passeriformes; Cisticolidae. Gene Ontology annotation, molecular function: SNAP receptor activity; SNARE binding. Gene Ontology annotation, biological process: intracellular protein transport; vesicle fusion; vesicle-mediated transport. The coding region runs from base 933 to 1838 and encodes 301 amino acids. The transcript has 8 exons. Gene Ontology annotation, cellular component: SNARE complex; endomembrane system; autophagosome membrane. The record is from RefSeq and is a predicted model, not a curated record.